CUCCCUAGGAAACAUCCUCAAUAAGAAAGUGAAAAGUAGAAUAUGCCACAAAAGGAAGCAAGAUUAUAGCUAAAUUUGUUGUUAACUUUGUAUAAAAUAUACAAAUGGAAUUACAAGUAUGAAAAUUUGUACAAUAUAACAACAAAAUCAGGAAAGUUCAGUUGAAGACUUCAAAGUAUUUGCCUAAUUUCUUUAUUACUCAUCAGCAUCAUUCACACUUGUCACUCAAUUUGGGUUUUUUUUCACUCUCUCUCCUCCAUUUCCAUGUUGUUCGUUAAACCCACCUUCCAUUUUCUCUCUCCUACUUCUUCUUCGACGUCACUCCAAAUUCCCCUUUUUUUACUCCAUCUUUUCACCCAAUUCAAUCUCAAUUUCGCAAUUUUGCAAUUUCAUUGUCUUACACUAAGCUGGAAGUUAAUCUCGUAAAGAAGGGUUUUUUUCGAUUAGGGUUUUGAUUUUUAUGAUUGUUUGACUUAAUUUUAUUAGUUUGAUGAGCUAUAAUGUCGAGGAAUUUGGUAAUUUUUUGGGGUGUGGUUGUAUUUGUGAUGUUUUCUUUUAUGUUAGAGACUAAUUUUGCAAUUGAGGAUGCUUUUUCAAUUGUUGAAUUUGAGAAUUCUUACCCUUUUCAUGGUGAUUAUUCUCCUCCUACACCUCCACCACCGUCGAUUCCUCCGUUUACGCCUUCGGCGUCGUGUGAAGGUGAUCUCAAGGGUUUUGGGUCACUUGAGAGUGUAUGCAAGCUUAAUUCUAGCUUAGAAUUGAUAGAUGAUUUGUAUAUAAAAGGAAAUGGUAGUUUACAUGUUGAUUCUGGUGUGUCUAUUUAUUGCCCUUUUUCUGGGUGUUCAAUCACUGUUAAUUUAAGUGGUGAAUUUUACUUGGGUAAGAAUGCUUCUAUUGUUGCUGGUUUUUUAUGGGUGUUUGCUAGAAAUGCUUAUCUUGUAGAGGGUUCUGUUGUUAAUGUUACUGCUUUGGGUGGUUCGCCGCCUCCACAGACUAGUGGAACGCCUGUAGGGUUGCAGGGUGCUGGGGGCGGCCAUGGCGGUAGGGGUGCUAAUUGUUUGGCAGAUAAUUCUAAGCUCCCGGAGGAUGUGUGGGGUGGGGAUGCCUAUGCUUGGUCUGAGGUGGAUAAGCCUUGGAGUUAUGGUAGUCGAGGUGGGACAACGAGUAAAGACGAGGAUUAUGGUGGUAGAGGUGGUGGAAGAAUAUGGUUGAAUGUAACUGGUUCGAUUGAAUUGAGUGGGAGACUGUUCGCUGAUGGGGGCAACACGGGGAUUAAAGGCGGGGGAGGUUCAGGUGGCAGCAUUCUUAUAAAAGCUCAAAAAAUGACUGGAGAUGGUCGGGUAAGUGCAUCUGGAGGUGAUGGAUUUGCUGGAGGCGGUGGUGGAAGAGUUUCUAUCGAUAUCUUUAGCAGGCAUGAUGAUCAAGAAUUCAGUGUUCAUGGGGGGAGAAGUUUUGGUUGUCCCAAAAAUUCAGGUGCUGCUGGGACAUUUUAUGAUUCUGUGCCUAGGAGAUUGAUUAUCAACAAUAACAACAUGUCAACAGACACAAACACACUUCUUCUGGAAUUUCCUAAUCAACCACUAUGGACAAAUGUCUACAUACAAAAUCAGGCAAAGGCUACUGUUCCUUUGUUCUGGAGUCGUGUGCAGGUCCAAGGACAGCUUAGUCUGUCCUCUGGCGCGGCUUUGACUUUUGGCCUGGCACAUUAUGCAUCAUCAGCAUUUGAAUUAAUUGCAGAAGAACUCUUGAUGAGUGACUCGUUGAUUAAGAUAUAUGGUGCCUUACGUAUGACUGUAAAGAUGCACCUAAUGUGGAACUCACGAUUGUUGAUAAAUGGAUGUGGUGAUACAAUUGUUGCUACUUCUCUUCUUGAGGUCAGCAACCUAUUGGUUCUCAAGGAAUCAUCUGUUAUUCGGUCUUCUGCAGAUCUUGGAAUUCACGGGCAGGGGUAUUUGAAUUUGACUGGCCCUGGAAAUGUUAUCGAGGCUCAACGUCUAGUUCUUUCAUUAUUUUACAGUAUCUAUGUUGGGCCAGAAUCGAUCUUGCGGGGUCCAUUGAUAAGGGCAAGCAAUGAUAAUGCGUCGGUGCAUCUUUAUUGUGAUCGGCAAGAGUGCCCUGUAGAAAUACUUCAUCCACCUGAAGAUUGUAAUGUGAACUCCUCACUACCCUUCACCUUACAGAUAUGCCGUGUUGAAGAUGUGAGCAUUGAAGGGGUCGUGGAAGGAUCUGUUGUUCAUUUCCACUGGGUCAGAGUUGUGGCUAUUCCACCUACGGGUGUGAUUAGUGCAUCUGGAUUGGGCUGCAUUGGAGGUUUUGGACGAGGAAACCUUUCCAGCAAUGGGCUUGGAGGGGGUGGCGGACAUGGUGGUCGAGGUGGAGAUGGAUACUGUGAUGGGAAAUUCGCGGACGGUGGUGGUGCAUAUGGUAAUGCUGAUUUGCCAUGUGAACUUGGUAGUGGUAGUGGAAACAGCAGUUUACUAGGAUCAACUGCUGGUGGUGGUAUCAUUGUAAUGGGGUCUCUGGAGCACUCCCUGCCAAGCAUGACAAUUGAGGGGUCAAUAAUUGCUGAUGGGCAGAGUUAUGAAGAAGGUGUGACCAAGCAAAGACGUGCAAUGUCUGCAAACAUCGGUCUAGGUGGUGGUUCUGGUGGAACCAUUCUUUUAUUUGUCCACACAUUGGAUCUUGGAAAUUAUUCUGCGGUUUCAGCUGUUGGAGGAAAUGGCAGUCCGAAUGGCGGUGGUGGCGGUGGUGGUGGAAGGGUGCACUUUCACUGGGCAGAUAUUCCUGUUGCAGAUAAGUACCAACCCAUAGCUAGAGUGAGUGGAAGAAUUCUUGUUCGGGGUGGCCUGGGUAAAAGUCAGGGGAAUCCUGGGGAAGAAGGAACUGUUACUGGAAAGGAGUGCCCGAUAGGGCUCCAUGGCAUCUUUUGUGAGGAAUGUCCUGUUGGCACAUUCAAAAAUGUUACUGGAUCUGAGGCCACCCUCUGUCUUAGGUGCCCAGAUAAUGAGCUUCCCGAUCGUGGCAUGCAUACUGCUGUUCGAGGUGGUGUUACUGAAACCCCUUGCCCUUACAAGUGCAUAUCUGACAGAUAUCACAUGCCACACUGCCGCACAACAGUGGAAGAGUUAGUUUACACAUUUGGUGGACCGUGGUGGUUUGGCCUUUUCCUUCUUAGUAUCCUCAUCCUGUUAGCUUUAGUUCUUAGUGUUGCACGGAUGAAAUUUGCUUCUGGGGAUGAUCUUCCAGGUCUAUUACCCCAUCGACGACGUACACAACUAGACCAUUCCUUUCCCUUCCUUGAAUCCUUGAAUGAGGUGAUGGAGACUAAUAGAAAUGAGGAAGCACAGAGUCAUGUACAUAGGAUGUAUUUCCUGGGCCCAAAUACAUUUAGUGAGCCAUGGCAUCUACCUCACUCUCCUCCGGAUCAAGUGAAAGAGAUUGUAUAUGAGGACGCAUUUAUCCGCUUUGUCGAUGAGAUAAAUGGAAUAGCUUCUUAUCAGUGGUGGGAAGGAUCGGUCUACAGCAUUCUCUCUGUUUUAGCAUAUCCACUAGCAUGGUCAUGGCUGCAAUGGUGUCGAAAAAAGAAGCUACAGCGACUGCGUGAUUUUGUUCGUUCAGAAUAUGAUCACUCCUGCUUGCGUUCUUGUCGCUCCCGCGCUCUUUAUGAGGGGCUCAAGUUAUCUGCUACUUCAGAUUUGAUGCUAGCAUGUCUAGACUUCUACCUGGGUGGAGAUGAAAAACGGUCUGACCUUCCUCCUCGUCUUCAUCAGCGCUUACCUUUGACAUUGAUUUUUGGAGGUGAUGGAAGUUAUAUGGCUCCGUUUUCUCUGCACAAUGAUAAUGUAUUAACUAGCCUUCUAAGUCAGUCUAUGCCACCCACAGUUUGGUAUCGAUUUGUAGCUGGUGUCAAUGCUCAAUUGCGCCUGGUUCGUCGUGGACAACUUAAGUUGACCUUUGAACCUGUUGUCAAUUGGCUUGAAACCCUCGGGAACCCGGUCCUUAGCAUCCAUGGCUUACGAAUUGACCUGGCAUGGUUUCAGCCAACUACUCUUGGUUAUUCUCAGUUUGGGCUUGUGGUAUGCCAAGCAAGGAAUGUGCAUCCAGCUAGAGGCAGUGUCAAUAGAUACCUUCCUCCAAAGCCACCAUCAAGGGUUCAUAGAGAUGAUCAAGUUAACCAAGUGAAAGACACUGAACUGCAGAUGGUGAAUAAGAAAAUAUCUGGAUGGAUUAUCCAAGACAAGAACUUGCACAUGCUUAAAGAUAGCUGGAAUAUAUCUUAUCCUCUUAGCUUUAUAGCAUGUAAUACCAAUCCGGCUGGACAUCAGGAUUUAAUUGGUCUCGCACUCUCAACAUUAUUACUAGGAGAUUUUAGCUUAGUAGUGCUUACGCUGAUUCAGCUAUAUUCUACUUCACUUCUGGACUUCUUUCUGGUUCUUUUUGUCCUUCCUCUUGGAAUAUUACUUCCAUUUCCUGCUGGCAUUAAUGCUUUGUUCAGCAGAGGACCUAGAAAAUCUGCUGGCCUUGCACGAAUACACGCUCUUUGGAACGUCACUUCCUUUAUCAAUGUGAUAACUGCUUUAAUUUGUGGGCUUGUUCAUUAUAAGAACCAACCAAGCAAGAAACCCGGGGACAUCCAUUCAUGGAAUAUGAGCAGGGAAGAAAGUGAAUGGUGGGUGCUGCCUUCGGGUUUAAUUUUGUGCAAGCUUGUUCAAGCCCGACUUAUCGAUUACCAUGUCGCUAACCAGGAGAUUCAGGAUCUAACAUUAUACAGCAAGGACCCCGACCAGUUUUGGCAGUCAUAAUUUUUUUGGUACUGUCAGAGGUAAACUGGAACUGAUAUCUCUAACUUUCUGGCAAUUUUACUGUCUAGAGUUUGUAAAUCUUGAAAAAAGCUGUAGUGUAGGUUAGUGAGAUUGUAUACCCUUUCUCUUUUAUAAAGUCUCAUCUUUGGGUGGGGAAAGGGCUCAUUUGGAGCAGAGUUGAUUUUUUCUUGUCAAUAUGCUGUAAAUAACAUAAUAUAUGUCCAAAGUUUGAAAGAUAUAUGACAAGCAAGUGUCAUGUGAUGA
Messenger RNA from Beta vulgaris subsp. vulgaris (sugar beet), 5066 nucleotides. RefSeq lists its product as uncharacterized. NCBI's taxonomy places the organism in Eukaryota, Viridiplantae, Streptophyta, Magnoliopsida, Caryophyllales, Amaranthaceae. The record is from RefSeq and is a predicted model, not a curated record. The coding region runs from base 501 to 4802 and encodes 1433 amino acids. The transcript has 22 exons.